ACUCUGAGGACUGAAAAGCCCACAACAAUAACAACAACGAAACGAAGAUCCUUUAAAUUCCAUUUUCUUAACUUGUUGUCCAGUUGCUGUGAAUCAGAUUCAACUUUAAAUUUAUGGCGUGAUUUCGUAUAAUACAUAGCAUACAGUGUAUGUAUGUAUUUUGCAAAUUAUUGUUCCCUACAUACUUCCCGCGUAUUCUGUUAAUAAUGCCUCGCACGAGUCCGUCAGAUUUUAAUGAAGAGGAGUUACAAAAGUUGACCAAUGCAAUCAUCAAAAGGAAUGCCUUCCAUCGAAUUAGACAGCUGCAGCUUUACAAGGAUCUCGUUACAGAUUUUGUGUUAAAUGGGCGAAGUGCCUCUUCAAUGAGGCUCGCAAUGAAGGAACAGAUUUCCCCUUGCUUUGAAAAAUACUGCUCCGCGGCAGAGGCUAAGAAAUUCCGUGAACAUUACUUUGGGAACACAUAUGACAGUGAGAUCAAGAAGGACAAGAAUCGUUUUAAAGAUGUCCUCACUGAUUCUGAAUCUUCUACCGACAUGGAAGAGAACUUAAGUCCUCGGACUAGAAAGAAUAAGAGUAUAUCAAAAAUGAGGCCAAGCCAGGCAAAGAGCCAAAAAAUUUCACAAGCUUCUAUUAGGACUGAGCUCAAGGAUUCUGAAGAUUCUGAUGAGGAUGUUCAGUUUUGUGAGGAGAUCGCAGCUACAUCAAAGAAAAACAGCCCUGCUAAACAAAAUCUAACAUGGUCUCCAUCAACUAAUUUCAAGCCUGAUACUGCGUCUGGUGUCAAAAGGAAAUUAGUUGGUGUGGAAAACAAUUCCAGCAAACCGAGAAAGAGAAACUCCGCUGAUGCUGCAAGACUCCCUAGUUUUUCUGCCAUCACCAACUUCAGCACUGGAGCUACUCUGCGGGGCAGAGGAAAACGAGAUGAAGUAGGGGAUGAUCUCUUAGCGUCCAUUGGUGACGAACAUCAACUCCGCAAUGCCGCACCAAGUUUUUCUGAUCUUACUUGUUUCAGCACUGGAUCAGCUAUGCGUGGCAGAAGUAAGCCAGAUGACAAUGGCAAUGAGCUAUUAAUGUCUGUUGAAGGUCAUCCUCGACUUGCUAGGCCUCAAAAAAAUCCCAGCAACGAAGGACAGCCUGCCUCAACUCCAACAAAGGUUGCAGUGGUAGUUUUAAGAGACUACAGAAAGCCAGGUGCACAGAAGUCGCAAGGAGUCCGGGAGGCGCCUAUGAAAACAAAGCCUUCUGAGGGUUGUCAUCCAACAGAAGAUGCUACAAGAGAAAAUGAGGAAAUAGACUUUGAAUCAGUUGUGGAGCCAUGUAUAACUGACCUUAUACGAGGCACUCGCAGCUCAAAAGAAGAAGUCGGUGCUAACAAUGAGAAAUCCAAAAAGAACAAAGUUGGGAUGCAGAAUGCUGGCAAUCAUCUUUCACAAGAAAAAGAUGUCUUUAUGUCCUCACUGAAGCUAUAUCACAGCAGAGAAAAGGAUACAGCUGAAGACCAAACUGAAGAUGAGUUUGAAGCAGACCAAAAUGAGCAAAUGAAUCAAUCAGUUGAAGAACAGGCAGAUGGAGAACCAGAAGUGUCUGCUGUUGCAGAAAGGCCUGCAGGAUGUGCUACAAGCUCCAAGUCUCUUCAAAAGGGUAUGCAGAAGCCAGGAAACCCAAUGAUCGCUGUUGGUAUUGACUACAAAGGAAGGAAGUGCUUAUUCAAGUUGGUUCCGAUGACCCCUGAGGAAAUUGAUGCCAUUCAAGAUCCCUGUCUUCCUUAUCAAUUGCUACCUCCUAGCCUCACAGUACCAACGCAACCACUGAAUGCAAGCUCUUAGGUUACAGAGACAGCAGAAAGCCUGUUUCUCCAGUUGUUACGUACACUUUGGGAAAGGAAAAAAUAAUUUUUCGAUGCGUUCUACUUGUUUAGUUUAACCUGAAAUUAUUGCACAAUUCACACAGUGAUAGAAGAAAUUGAGAGCACACUGAAUUUCGCUUUAGUAUUCUGUAUGUUAAAUUAGCAUUAUUUAUUGAUUAAACUAGACUCAAGAUUUUAUGUAGUGCUACGGAAGCCGCUAAAGCGCAAAUUGUAUUAAACACUGACAGUUCUUGCGAGUUAUAACAUCUAUUCAAUGGUUAUGCAAUUUGCUUGGUCUGGAAGUUGAGCGUGUUGCAUAUGCUCUGCAAUGGAAUUGGGCAUACAAUUUAGAUGAGCCUGAAACCACCGCUGAAUAAAAUAUUUCAGACGGGGCGCUGCUAAAAUACGUUAUGUCAAAUCAUUUUUUCUAUAAGAGAGCAGUUCUAGGAGAAAACGAAGUUCGAUUGGACGGGAUUUUUAGGCGUUGAAUAUAAAUUUUUAAGUGAUCCAUUGGUUGUAGUCAAAUGGUUUGUCUGCAUGUGAAUGUAACUAGUUAUUGAUAUUAAUUUUCCAUGAAAACAGCUCUAUUUUGUCUACUGAAAGUACGUUGGUCUAUAUUUCAGACUGCCAGAGGAAAAAUACGGUAAUUAUUGGCUAAUAAACAAAGUUGUAAUGACUCGAAUGUAAAGAGAAUUUUAUACUUAAAUAAAUGAUAUUGAAAUUAAA
Cloeon dipterum is the source of this 2572-nucleotide messenger RNA. RefSeq lists its product as uncharacterized. Bases 150 to 1826 code for a protein of 558 amino acids. The record is from RefSeq and is a predicted model, not a curated record. NCBI's taxonomy places the organism in Eukaryota, Metazoa, Arthropoda, Insecta, Ephemeroptera, Baetidae. The transcript has 11 exons.